AUGAUCAACGACAGUUACAAAGUGUUCGUCUAUAACCACUUUGCACUGAAAACAGGAUGGCAAUUGGUUGCACACCUUGUAUGCAGUGGAAAUGAAAAACAAAUCGGACAAUGUAGUACAUUUUACAAUAAAGGAACGUCAACUACGCAUUUUUCCGGACUGAUAUGUACAGGUUUGGAUGACUUUGCUGUUCGCCUGUCCGAUGGUCAGUAUGACCGAGGUCGUGUAGAAGUAUCAGUAGGAGGAGUGUGGGGAAGUGUUGCAUCAUCUAGUGUCUGGACAUCAGGCAAUAAUGCAAGAGUCGUCUGCACUUCGUUAGGAUUUGAAACUGGGGUAGCUGUCACUAACGGCACUUACCUGUACGGAACAGGACCUGUUUGGAUUCGAGACUUGAACUGUGGUGGUAAUGAGAGAUCAAUCCGUGACUGUUCCUUUACCAUCAGCGGAACAAACUUCUAUUCGCGUUCAUCAUCUAGUCCCGAUGUCGGUGUUGUCUGUGUCAACUCGCUCUAUACAAGGUCGACAACUUUAUCAACGAUAACUUCGGAGUCGUCAAAUGGAAUUCAGCUUAAAAACGUUUCAACAAACGAUUCAUCUCCAAAUAAUGAGGAUGCCAUUGAUGCUACCAAACUUAAACCUAAAAUCCUCAACGAAGUGCUCCAUGAAAAUGCCGUGAUGUUCAUUGCAAUUGCUGCAGCAGUUUUCUUGGCAGCAGUUCUGAUUAAUCUUGCUGUGUGCUGGAAGUUUAGAAAAGGCUGCAAAUCCUGCGGUUUUAAAGGAAAUGAAAAUAAUACACGAAACACCGAGGAGACAGCAAAAGACAUGGAACAAGAUGGCUAUCAGACUGUAACAUUUCCAACAUCGAGAGGGAACGAAAUCGGGUUCAAUCAGAAUGCAACUACCUACAAUGCAGGAAAUCUGUCGAGUAGAAACAGCAACACAGAACCUAAAUCCAGCCAGUCAUUAUGUCUGCAAGAAGAUGUAUCGUUUAAGUCAAGGACUUUCUCAUCAGAAUCAAGCUCCUACGAAUGUAUAGUUCAAGUACCCCAACAUUCAUCAACCUUUAAAAAAAGUCAAGGAACUGAAAACAGGGCGUAUGAUACAGCAUGAAGACAAACCACACCAUAAAGGAACGGUUAUACCUAACAAUAGGCAAUGUAAAGGAACCGUCAUACCUAACAAUAGACACUGUAAAGGAACCGUUAUACCUAACAAUAGACAAUGUAAAGGAACCGUCAUACCUAACAAUAGACAAUGUAAAGGAACCGUCAUACCUAACAAUAGACACUGUAAAGGAACCGUCAUACCUAACAAUAGACAUUGGAAAGGAACCGUUAUACCUAACAAUAGACACUGUAAAGGAACAGUUAUACCUAACAAUAGACACUGUAAAGGAACCGUCAUACCUAACAAUAGACAUUGGAAAGGAACCGUUAUACCUAACAAUAGACAAUGUAAAGGAACCGUUAUAUCUAACAAUAGACACUGUAAAGGAACCGUUAUACCUAAGAAUAGACAAUGUAAAGGAACCGUCAUACCUAACAAUAGACAUUGGAAAGGAAACGUUAUACCUAACAAGAGACAAUGUAAAGGAAUCGUUAUACCUAACAAUAGACACUGUAAAGGAACCAUUAUACCUAACAAUAGACAAUGUAAAGGAACCGUUAUACCUAACAAAAGACACUGUAAAGGAACCGUUAUACCUAACAAUAGACGCCACAAAAAGUAACAUCAAAAUGGCACAACGUUAUCGUAAACUAUACUUCAUUCAUAUUUAUAUAUGUAUUACACAUAAGUAAAGCUUC
Ostrea edulis (European flat oyster) is the source of this 1805-nucleotide messenger RNA. RefSeq lists its product as uncharacterized. Gene Ontology annotation, molecular function: protein-lysine 6-oxidase activity. The record is from RefSeq and is a predicted model, not a curated record. Gene Ontology annotation, biological process: peptidyl-lysine oxidation. Bases 1 to 1110 code for a protein of 369 amino acids. Lineage: Eukaryota; Metazoa; Mollusca; Bivalvia; Ostreida; Ostreidae. Gene Ontology annotation, cellular component: membrane. The transcript has 9 exons.